Gastrolobium bilobum is the source of this 4034-nucleotide messenger RNA. RefSeq lists its product as uncharacterized. The record is from RefSeq and is a predicted model, not a curated record. Bases 121 to 3714 code for a protein of 1197 amino acids. The transcript has 27 exons. Gene Ontology annotation, molecular function: carbohydrate binding. NCBI's taxonomy places the organism in Eukaryota, Viridiplantae, Streptophyta, Magnoliopsida, Fabales, Fabaceae. Gene Ontology annotation, cellular component: endoplasmic reticulum membrane.
UCUCUCCGACUCGGAACUCGGAGUGAAGUGGCUAUAUUAAAGAAGAAAUAAACAUCGUAUGAUUCUCCAGAUCUGUUCAGCCACCUUCGGUUGAAUUCAUCGCCCACCCUCAGAUCCGAUAUGUCAAUCAGAGUUGCCUUUCUAUGCUUAUUACUUAUUAUCACAACUUAUUCUAUUUCAGCUGUUUCUGCUGAUUCCAUCUAUGGCUGCGGUGGAUUUGUCGAGGCGAGCUCGUCGUUGGUAAAGUCGAGGAAACAAACUGAUGCCAAAUUGGAUUAUUCUCAUGUCACGGUUGAGCUUCAAACUGUGGAUGGACUGGUAAAGGAUAGAACACAGUGUGCUCCAAAUGGAUACUAUUUUAUUCCAGUAUAUGACAAGGGCUCCUUUGUUAUUAAAAUUAAUGGACCUGAAGGAUGGUCAUGGGAUCCAGAAAAGGUUCCUGUUGUGGUUGACAAUCAUGGUUGCAAUGGCAAUGAAGAUAUAAAUUUUCGUUUCACAGGGUUCACUAUAUCUGGUAGAGUUGUGGGAGCUGUAGGUGGAGAAAGUUGUUCAGUUAAAAACGGAGGUCCUUCAAAUGUAAAAGUUGAAUUGUUGUCUCCUUCCGGGGAUCUUGUCUCUUCUGUCUUAACUUCGCCAUCAGGGGAUUACUUGUUUACAAAUAUAAUUCCAGGAAAAUACGAGUUACGAGCUUCUAAUCCUAAUAUGAAAGUUGAAGUUAAAGGUUCAACGCAGGUGGAAUUGGGCUUUGGAAAUCGGAUAGUUGAUGAUGUUUUCUUUGUCCCUGGGUAUAGUAUCAGUGGGUUUGUUGUUGCUCAGGGAAAUCCAAUAUUAGGAGUCCAUAUUUUCUUAUAUUCAGAUGAUGUUUCUGAGGUGGAAUGUUUUCAAGGUUCUGCUAAUGGCCCAGAACAAGGAGGUUCUCUCUGCCAUGCUGUAUCAGAUGCUGAUGGAAAGUUCACAUUCAAUUCAAUACCUUGCGGAACUUAUGAACUUGUGCCAUACUAUAAGGGUGAAAAUACAGUAUUUGAUGUUUCGCCAUCCAGUGUCUCAGUUAAUGUUAAGCAUCAACAUGUGACAGUGCCUCAAAAAUUUCAGGUAACUGGAUUUUCUGUUGGGGGCCGUGUAGUUGAUGGAAAUGAAAUGGGAGUGGAGGGUGUUAAAAUCAUAGUUGAUGGUCAUGAAAGGUCUAUUACUGACAAUCAAGGAUAUUAUAGGCUUGAUCAGGUUACAUCCAAGCACUAUACUAUAGAGGCCCGAAAGGAGCAUUACAAAUUCAAGAAGUUGGAAAAUUAUAUGGUAUUGCCAAAUAUGGCUUCAAUAGAAGACAUUAACGCCAUUUCAUAUGAUCUUUGCGGUUUAGUUAGGAUGGUUAGUGGUGGCCAGAAAGCAAAGGUGGCUUUGACUCAUGGACCUGAUAAUGUGAAACCACAAAAGAAACAAACAGAUGGAAAUGGAAACUUCUGCUUUGAGGUUCUGCCUGGUGAAUAUCGCUUAUCAGCUAUUGCUGCUACUCCUGAGAAUUCUGCUGGACUCAUGUUCGCUCCAUCUUAUAUCGAUGUUGUGGUUAAGAGUCCAUUGUUGAAUGUUGAAUUUUCACAGGCUUUGGUCAAUAUUCACGGUGCUGUAGCCUGCAAGGAGAAUUGUGGUCCGUCUGUAUCUGUUAGUCUUGUGAGACAGGUUGAUAAACAUAAUGAAGAGAGAAAGACAAUUAGCUUAACCGCCGAGAGUAGUGAAUUUCUGUUUUCAGAUGUUAUUCCUGGAAAAUACAGACUUGAGGUCAAACAUAGUUCCCCUGAAUCAGUGACCUUAGAAGAUAAUUGGUGCUGGGAGCAGAGCUUCAUAGAUGUAAAUGUUGGAGCUGAGGACUUGGAAGGAAUUAUUUUUGUUCAAAAAGGCUACUGGGUCAAUGUUAUCUCCACUCAUAAUGUUGAUGGUUCCAUGACUCGACCAGAUGGAUCAACUGUGAAUUUGAAGAUUCAGAAAGGUUCCCAGCAUAUAUGUGUAGAAUAUCCUGGAGCAUAUGAAUUUAAUUUUGUUGAUUCGUGUAUCUUCUUUGGGAGCUCAUCUGUGAAAAUUGAUACAUCUAAUCUAUCGCCAAUCCAUCUAAAAGGAGAAAAGUAUCUUCUUAAAGGACAAAUACAUGUGCAGUCCAGCUCACUUAAUGCAUUGCCUGAGAAUGUAGUUGUUGAUAUUCAACAUGAUGGAGCUGGUGUUAUUGAUCAAGCUACGGCCAUACUUCAGUCUCAUGGGAAAGAUCAAACAAAUAACGCUAUCUUAGAGUAUUCUAUUUGGGCCAUUCUUGGAGAAAAGCUUACCUUUGUUCCUCGGGACUCAAGGAAUGAUGGGGAGCAAAAACUUUUAUUUUAUCCUAGAGAACAUCAUGUAUCAGUGACAGAUGAUAAUUGUCAAGCUUAUAUUCCUACAUUUUCUUGUCGGCUGGGUAUAUAUAUUGAAGGAUCAGUUUCGCUUCCUCUUUCUGGUGUCCAUAUCCGGAUUUUUGCUGCUGGAGACAGCAGUAUCACUGCACUCAAAAGUGGUGAAUUAGUGCUUGAAACAACCACUGGGACUGAUGGCUCCUUUGUGGCAGGUCCUCUGCAUGAUGACGUUGGUUACAAUGUUGAGGCUUCAAAGCCUGGUUAUCAUUUAAAACAAGUUGGGCCUUAUUCCUUUAGUUGUCAGAAGCUUAGUCAAAUUUCAGUACACGUACAUCACAAGGAUGAUGCUGGAGAACCCAUUCCUUCUGUUCUGUUAUCUUUGAGCGGUGACAACGGUUAUAGAAACAACUCAGUAUCUGGGGCUAGAGGGACAUUCCUGUUUGAUAAUUUGUUUCCUGGAAUGUUCUAUUUGCGUCCUGUUUUGAAGGAGUAUGCUUUCUCACCUCCAGCACAGGCGAUAGAGCUCGGAGCAGGGGAGUUUAGGGAAGUUAUUUUCCAGGCCACGCGCGUAGCCUACAGUGCAACAGGCUUAGUCACUCUGUUGUCUGGCCAACCCAAAGCAGGAGUUUCAGUUGAAGCCCGGUCAGAGUCAAAAGGCUAUUUUGAGGAAACUGUAACAGACUCCUCUGGGAAAUUUCGUCUGAGAGGUCUAAUGCCUGAUACUGUGUAUGUUGUUAAAGUAGCUAAAAGGGAUGUCAUAGACAGCACUAAUAUAGAGCGUGCAUCUCCAGAUUCUAUUGCCAUCAAGGUUGGAACUGAGGAUAUCAACGGUUUGGAUUUUAUAGUUUUUGAGGAGCCUGAAGUGACAAUUGUAAGUUGCCACGUUGAAGGAAAUGGUACGGAUGAACUACGCAAACACCUGAUGGCAGAAAUAAGGUCAGCUAGUGACCCAACUAAGAUAGAGUCAGUCUUCCCCCUGCCAAUUUCUAACUUCUUCCAAGUAAAGGGCUUAUCAAAGGGCAGACACCUUAUACAGCUUCGAUCUGGUCUCUCUUCAAGCUCGCUUAGAUUUGAAUCUGAUAUCAUUGAGGUCGACUUGGAGAAAAAUAUUCAAAUCCAUGUGGGCCCUCUGAGAUACAGGAUUGAAGAUCAGCUGAAGCAGGAGCUGACUCCAGCACCAGUAUUCCCUCUUAUAGCUGGAUUUCUAGUUGUUACACUAUUUCUCAGCAUGCCAAGAUUGAAGGAUUUGUAUCAAGCCACGGUAGACAUACCCACACCUGGACAUACUGCGACUUCAAGAAAAGAUGUGAGGAAGCCAAUGUUGCGAAAGAAGACUUAUUAAAUCCCCUUUCCUACCACACAAAGCUUGUGUUAGUGUAACUGCUCUUAGUUGAGUUAGUUUGACAGCAUUCACGUUCUCUGAUAGGUUCGGAUGUUUUUCUUUAUUAAUCUGGAGGGGCAAAUGCAAAUAGAAUGUAAUUAAUAUUCUUCCUUGAUUGUUAGGCUCAUUUUUUGUACUUAACUUUUUGGCGUUGGAGCAAACGCAAAUAGAAGCAAUAUUUUUUAGCGGCGAAGGUACUAAGCUUGGACGUUUUGACCCUGCUUGGAAGUGCAUGAUUUGUUAAUCAUACGAUGGAAGAACUAGGUUUUGCAAAUUAAUUA